Messenger RNA from Cyclopterus lumpus (lumpfish), 3173 nucleotides. RefSeq names its product sorting nexin 17 (gene snx17). Lineage: Eukaryota; Metazoa; Chordata; Actinopteri; Perciformes; Cyclopteridae. The transcript has 15 exons. Gene Ontology annotation, biological process: signal transduction; intracellular protein transport. The record is from RefSeq and is a predicted model, not a curated record. Gene Ontology annotation, cellular component: early endosome. Gene Ontology annotation, molecular function: phosphatidylinositol binding. Bases 731 to 2149 code for a protein of 472 amino acids.
GUCACCAGAUACACUGAGCACAGAAUGGCUUAACGGCGCUGGUACAUCUUCCUUCGCUGCGAUUUCUAUCACAUUUUAUCUAUGAGUUUCCUUCGUCGUCGUAUAUAUUUUUCUUCAGCAAACGUAGGAUACAAGCCAAAUAAAUCAAACCACAAAAAGUGUAACUGUCUCCCCUUCACAUUUCGAAAGGUUUGCCAACGGCUCUGCGGCGACGCUGUGGGGUUUUGCAGGAAGCAACUGCACCUUUUAAUGCCGAAACUUCAUCUGGUUACGCCAAUUAAUACAGUUACCUGUACACGUUGAAACUCAAAUAUUACAGUAGGUGGUUUUAAGUUAUCGCGAAUUAUUUAAAAGUGGGUUAACGAGAUUUUUUUUAACGCCAAACACUGGAGGUGCAAUUACUUAACACUUGCAAACAUGGCUGCUGCGGGAACGGCAGUGGGAAAAGUUUGACACUGACGUGGGAGAAGUUUUAUGCGAAUGCUAGUUGGUACACGAGUUGUUGGCGAGGCAUUAAAGUCGUCGGCGGUCUCCUCCAGCCUGCAGCGCUUUACUCGGACUGCAAACCAGCGGAUAAACCGUGCGAGAGCCUCCUCCUCCUCUGUAGCCACCGCCGACCGUCACUGCAGUGGACUUUAGUGGGGGAACAGCGGUGUCUUCCUCUCCAUCGUGAAGCUGUGGUGGCGUUAAAGGACUUGUCGUCGGACACCGGGCCGUGCUUCGAGCUAAAAUGCAUUUUUCCAUACCCGAAACGGAGGUUCGUUCGGGGGAAAAUGGAUCAACCUAUGUGGCCUACAACAUCCACGUCAAUGGUGUGCUGCACUGUCGGGUACGCUACAGUCAACUUCUAGGCCUCCAUGAACAGAUAAAGAAAGAAUAUGGCAGCAAUGUGGUUCCUGCAUUCCCCCCAAAGAAGAUCUUCACUUUGACUCCUGCUGAGGUCGAACAGAGACGAGAACAGCUGGAGAAAUACAUGCAGGCUGUGCGUCAGGAUCCCUUGCUCGGAACCAGUGAGAUGUUCAACAGCUUCUUAAGGAAAGCACAGCAGGAGACGCAGCAGAUUCCCACAGAAGAAGUCGCUCUCGACAUCUGCCUCUCCAACGGUCAAAAGGUCACAGUCAACAUUCUGACUUCAGAUCAGACGGAGGACGUCCUUGAUGCUGUUGCAACAAAGCUCGACCUUCCAGAUGACCUUGUUGGUUACUUUAGUCUCUUCCUUGUCCGUGAAGGUGUGGAUGAAGGUUUAACAUUUGUGCGAAAGCUGCAGGAGUUUGAGCUUCCUUAUGUAUCCAUUACCAGCUUGCGGAGCUCUGAAUUUCACAUACUCCUACGGAAAAGCUACUGGGACAUGGCGUACGACGGUGAUGUCAUGGACAACAGAGUUGGCCUGAAUUUGCUAUACGCCCAGACAGUGUCUGACAUCGAGCGAGGCUGGAUACUCGUCAACAAAGACCAGCACAGGCAGCUCAAAUCCCUGCAGGAGAAAGGCUCCAAGAAAGAAUUCAUCCACCUGGGUCAGACUCUCAAAUAUUAUGGCUAUAUCAAGUUUGACCCUUGCAUCACCGACUUCCCCGAGAAGGGCUGCCAAGUCAUCGUCAGUGCCGGCAACAAUGAGCUCAACUUCCACGUCAAGCUGCCCAAUGAACAGAUAAAGGAGGGGAGCUUCAAGGUCACGCGCAUGCGGUGUUGGCGAGUCACGUCCUCUCAGGUCCCCAUAGCCAACGGCACCACCAAUCCCUGCAGCGCGUCCAAAUGCGACGUCAAACUGGAGCUGGCCUUCGAGUAUCUGAUGAGCAAGGACCGCCUCCAGUGGGUCACCAUCACGAGUCAACAGGCCAUCAUGAUGAGUAUCUGCCUUCAGUCUAUGGUGGACGAAUUAAUGGUGAAGAAGUCAGGUGGCAGCAUCAAGAAGAUGCUCAGGAAACGACACAACGGCUCCAUCCACCGGUCAGACAGUCAGCAAGCUGUGAAAUCUCCCCCUCUACUGGACUCCCCUGACCCGAACCGUGAACAAAUUGUCAAACUCUCAACCAAGCUGAGCUCGGUGUCCCUUCGAGGGAUCAGUGCCUCCAACUCAGCAAAUGAUAUCAGCGGCAAUGAUUUCCAUGGCAACUACGCUUUCGAGGGAAUCGGGGACGAUGACCUGUAACCCCCGAUCCGCCCUCCUCCCCUCUCCAUUCCACUGUCAGCGACUGGGACGACAAAGAUUACGAGCCGAGCCGGGCCGAGCGGGCCACGCACCCCUCCAAUUCUGCAAGAUUGUAGCUUCUUCCUGGAGAAACCGCUGCCUUAUUAAGCUCUCAUUUAAUCUCUGACCAUGUCCGUGCUUUUAGACUCUACAAAACGCCCACCUUGAUUUGUGUUUUAGUUGCAAUCAUCAUAUUCAAUGAAAACUUUGUCCCUAUAUUAUUAUACUUGUGGCAGCGUACAGUAAAUGGCAUGUAAAGCUACAGGUACGCAAGGCUUUAUCGUUUGUUACUGACAAAUUCCUACUUCAGUUUCACUCACAAGGAUUAUUACUGUUCCAUCGGCGGUAUAUGUGAGGUUCUAUAAUGCAGUUCAAUACAUGAGGUACAAAGUAAAUUAAUAUAUUAUGAACUACAUGAUGCUGGCUGCAUGUUCCCCACCAACGCGAGAGCCAAACGUUCAGUUCGACCUGGCACUAGUGAUAAUACAGCAGAACUGGACUCGGCCCAGAGUCCGGUGAAUGUGUUGACAUUGAUCUCAAAACGGUAGAAUAUUCAAUGUUUGGCUUGGCUAUGAACCAAAAUGUCAUGUUUUUAUACUGUCAGUGAUCCUCUGUGUGUGUGUGUGUGUGUGUGUGUGUGUGUGUGUGUCAUGCUACUCGUGUGCCAAGUCGGUCAACAUCUCAGCGGGAUGCCAGAGGUGUUGCCGGUUCGAGGCUCAGUCGCUCACGCCGCCUUCAGAAAUAGUCCGAUGCCUUAACUUUUACUUUUUCUGCCUCGUCGUGCAACAAGACUUUGGUCCAAGCUUCAAAUACGCGGCGGUGUCGGCCGGUGUUUCCUAGAAUCUUGCAGAACUUGGUCGAUUGGGGGGGAUUUGCACCAUCACUUUUUGCACAGUAUUACAGGUGGAGGUGAAUGCUCGGGCGGAAGCAUUCAUGACUUCAAACAUCGUGUGGAGAAUAUAUAUAUAUAUAUAUAUAUAUAUAU